Messenger RNA from Paramecium pentaurelia, 1224 nucleotides. The record is from the annotation of a GenBank genome assembly. Lineage: Eukaryota; Ciliophora; Oligohymenophorea; Peniculida; Parameciidae.
AUGUUUAUAUAUAAAAUAUUGAUUUAUUUAUUAGUUUCAAAAUCAGAUGGAUGCAAAAUAUCUGGGAUUUUAUACACACGUAAAUCUUUUCCUGCAAAUAAUGUGAUUGUUUCAUUCAAAUAAAGUCAAACUAUUAGUAAUAAAUAAGGAGAAUUUGAAUUAGAAAUAGAAUCAAAUUAAGUACAAGGAGAGCUAAGUUUUAAUAUUGCAAAUUAAUUCACAAUGUAAAUGGAAAUAAACAGAUUAAAUUGCCCAAUCAAUUUGGGAAGAAUAUUAUUGGAUAAUAAAGAAAGUGUGUAAACAAGUAUUACAGGUUGUGUAAUAAAAAGGGAUAAUUUAUAAUCAGUUUCUGAUACAAUUGUAAGCAUUAUUUAUGAUUAACCUACUCUUUUGGAUAUAUAAGAAAUUAAAACAGGAAAGGAUGGUUGUUUUUUGGCUUAAAAUAAAUUAAUGAAAUUGUUGAUAUAUCAAGCAUCAAUAUCAAUCAAUUUGUAGGGUUACUUUGAAUAAUUAUUUGUUGUUUAACUAUUUGAUUAAUAUAUUGCAGACCUUGGAUAAAUUUACAUGAAUCCCAAUUAUUAUAUUGUUAAUUUGUAAGUUAAUAUCAACAGAAAUUGCCAAUAAAAUUAGACUAAGGUUUAGAAUUCAAUUGCAAUGUAAAUUUCAUUUUCAUGUGGUUGCGAAUACAAGGAUUAAUUUAUGACAUAAAAGGACAUCAAUUUUAUUUAAUUAGAUAAGGCUUUUAAAGAUGGAUUUGAGUACACAUGUGGUAUAAUGGUAAUGAAUCCAAAUUGUGGAAUAUUGUUUUCGGUUAUUAAAGUGAAAGAGAAGGCUAAUUUGACAACUGAUUUAAAUUUCAGUCCUCAAGAGAUAAAGCAGAAGGUAUUAUCAAGUACAAAAUUCACUGGUAGAGUUUUAGAAAUGCAAAGUUUAUCAUGUACAAAUCAAUAAUCAGAUUCAAUAGAGGGUGUAAAGAUAUUAUAUUAUAUCGAAUUCACAUCGAAAUAAUUAAUAAAUUCUACAUCGAGUGAUAAAGAAGGCUAUUUCAAUUUGUAUGCUGAGAAUCCAUUGAUUAAUGGGUAGUUUAAUGGAAUAUUUAUGUUUUAGAAGGAUGGGUAUUUGUCAAAUGAGGUAGACAUCACUUACAACACUAUGAAUAAAGAUUAAGAAUAUCCUAUAGGAACAAUACAAUUGAUAAAUAUGAGUGGAUUAAAGGAAUGUUGA